AUGGCUAAAGUUGUUGAGAAAUAUGAGUGCUAUGAGUGCCAAAAAAGUUUUCCAAAAAAGUCAAGGCUAAUUCUUCAUUUUAGGAGUCACACCGGGGAGAAGCCAUUUAAAUGUUCAGAAUGUGACAAGUGCUUCUCACAAAGGUCUACUCUUACUCAACAUAUGAGGAUUCACACUGGAGAGAAAUCAUUUAAAUGUUCAGAAUGUCACAUGUGCUUCACACAAAAUUCUUGUCUUACUCAACAUAAGAGGACUCACACAGGAGAGAAACCUUUUAAAUGUCCAGAAUGUGACAAGAGCUUCUCACAAAGUUCUCAUCUUACUCGACAUAAGAUGAGUCACACCGGAGAUAAACCUUUCAAAUGUUCAGAAUGUGGCAAGUGCUUCUCAUCAAGUCAUAGUCUUAAUAAACACCAGAAGAGUCACAUUGAAGAGAAACCAUUUAGGUGUUUGGAAUGUUACAAAUGCUUCUCUCAGAAGUUUCGUCUUGCUAUACACCAAAAGACUCACACAGGAGAGAAGCCAUUUAAUUGUUCAGAAUGUGGCAGGUGUUUCUCACAAAGUUCUCAUCUUACUCUACAUAAGAGGAGUCACACAGAACAGAAACCAUUCAAAUGUUCAGAAUGUGACAUGUGCUUUUCACAGAGAUCUUCUCUUAGUCAACAUGGGAGGAUUCACACAGAAGAGAAACCAUUCAAAUGUUCAGAAUGUGACAAGUGCUUCUCAGCAAGUCCUAUUCUUAAUAAACACCAGAAUAUUAACAAAGGAGUGAAGCCAUUUAAAUGUUCAGAAUGUGGCAAGUGUUUCUCACAAAGUUCUCAUCUUGCUAAUCACCAGAGGAUCCACACAGGGGAACAACCCUAUAUUUGUCCAGAUUGUGGCAAGUGCUACUCAUGUAGUGCUAGUCUUUAUCGACAUCUCAAGACUCACACUGGAACAAAACCAUUUAAGUGUUCAGAAUGUGGCAAGUCCAUCUCACAAAGCCAUCAUUUUAUCAGGCAUCUCAGAAUUCAUACAGGAGAGAAACCAUUUAAAUGUUUAGAAUGUGGCAAGUGCUUCUCAGAAAGGCGUCGUCUUGUCGCACAUCACAGAACUCACACAGGAGAGAAACCAUUUAAAUGUUCAGAAUGUGGCAAGUGCUUCUCACAAAGGGGUAAUCUUGCCAAGCACCUGAAGAUUCACACAGGAGAGAAACCUUAUUAA
Nanorana parkeri is the source of this 1203-nucleotide messenger RNA. RefSeq names its product zinc finger protein 135-like. The transcript is spliced from 2 exons. Gene Ontology annotation, molecular function: RNA polymerase II cis-regulatory region sequence-specific DNA binding; DNA-binding transcription factor activity. Gene Ontology annotation, biological process: regulation of transcription by RNA polymerase II. Lineage: Eukaryota; Metazoa; Chordata; Amphibia; Anura; Dicroglossidae. The record is from RefSeq and is a predicted model, not a curated record. Bases 1 to 1203 code for a protein of 400 amino acids.